Cladophialophora immunda is the source of this 1977-nucleotide messenger RNA. RefSeq lists its product as uncharacterized. The transcript is spliced from 7 exons. The record is from RefSeq and is a predicted model, not a curated record. Bases 1 to 1872 code for a protein of 623 amino acids. Lineage: Eukaryota; Fungi; Ascomycota; Eurotiomycetes; Chaetothyriales; Herpotrichiellaceae.
AUGGCGGAAACUACGCAGCUGAGAGAGAAGAGUUUGAGUGUUGGUGGUAUCUUGCGUGAACAUGUAGACGAUGCAGAGCUGGAUGAAUGGGGCCAUAACGUUUCCGAAAACCUCCUCGCCCAGACCUCGUUGUUCUCGCUGACACAACCGCACCAACCUGAACCAUCAUGCAGCUUCGCACGCGACAGUGACGAUGCGGCUACUUGGCCACCGCCUGUUAUUGGCUCGGAUGAGCAAUCCAAGAUGCUUCGGGAGCUCUUUCCUGAGCUAUUCCCACAAUCACCAUCUAUUGAGGGUCGGCAUCCGUUUCAAGCCAGAGAAAACCCUUAUCUUGAGGGUCAAUUGGCAGUCACGGAGAGGCACUCUUGCUUGAGGAGAGUGCGUCGACUCGACACCGGUGUCGUCAAUGGCUAUCUCAAAUUCAUCAUGAGAUCAACAGACCAUACCGACUCUGAAGACUUUUCUCAUCGUGUAACAAGCAGUUACAAGGAUAUGGCAGUCCACCAUCGAAAUCCCUACAUGCCUGAGUUUCGGCCCGAAGAUAAUGUCACACGACUGCCUCAAGGAUUCGGAAGCAAUGCGAAAAUUGACAAAACCGACCGGAAGAUAUUGAGGUUCUAUACAGCGGCAAUUUGUGGCGGCCGCACUCUGCUACCGAAGACGAAUGCUUGGUUAGAUCUUGGCAGUGUUAUUGAUAGCGAUGAAUGUGCAAGACAUGCGGCCCUCGCCUUUUCUGCUGGCUAUAUGCUCGAUUACAUUCCGAGCGAAAGGCUUCGAGUCAGAGCGAAUUUUCACUACAAGAAAGCCAGCGAGCUGCUCACCUUGGCUUUGGCCAAUCCCAAUAUCUACGAAGUUGGCAAGGAAGACGGUGUCGUGACCGCCCUGCACCUUUUGUGGAGCGAUGAUAUUGUGCAAUGGGAACUUCGAAGACCCAAAGACAAGAAGCCUCGUUGGCGAUGUGGAACACAGACCGCAAAGGCAAUACUGGAUGAUACUGAUCCCGGUUAUCGAUAUUGGCAUCCAGAGAAUGUCCAAGUAACAAGUACUAGACGAAGCAACGCAAAUAUGUGCGCUUAUGCAGAGAUCUGUGCGCUUCCGAUCACAGAACUUUGCAUUGCAGAUAUCGACAAACUUUAUCCCUGGCUUCUGGGUGGCUCAGAGGAAGAUGUACGAGAGAUCCACGGUGGUACUGGCGUUUGUCCAAAGAUCUUGCAUAUAUAUGCGCAGAUCACGCAGCUAUCUGCGCGCAUCAUGGAGGACCCCGAUUCGUCGAUCCUUCCACAUGCUGCUGACGCGAUUAUGACUCAGUUAACAAACUUCAGACAAGUCUCAGAACUUUCUAGGGGUUAUGAGACGACAGAUGAGCUCCUCAACGCAUGCAUACUCGAUGAUCGCGCGCUAGUGCAGUGUGCCACUAAAGUGACCGAGCUUACGGCAGAAACCUGGGUACAAGCAGCCCAAAUAUAUCUUUGCUGCAGAUUUUACAGGAUGCCAAGAUAUCACCCAAAAGUCUUGCAAAGUCUGUCAGUGUUGCUGCGAUGUGUUGAGCGCAUGCCUACGAGUGGAGAGCUCUUCACUGCGCAAUCUCCGUUUUUCUGCAUCUUCAUGGCAGCCCUCGUGGCUUAUCGUCAUGAAGACCGUCUUGUGCUUCGCAACUGGUUUGAUGCCAUAGUGUCAGGGGCCAGUGGAAGAUCGAGUGUACCACCUAUUUACAAGAUUGCCCAGGAAUUCUGGAUUUGGAUUGACGUGCAGCAUUAUGCCAUCCCAAAGGAUGAUGUCGGUGAUUUCACACUGUUGAGCGAGCGUACUCCUUGGUGGGAGAACAUGGUCGAGUGGCUUCUGGAAAAUUAUGGAGAACUGAGUCUUGUUUAAGCAGAAUGCUUCGUAACGGACAAAGAGUAUCUCGAUGAAAUAUCAGGAGCUGAGUAUUUCCGCCGUUCGUUCUUUUCAAAAAUCGUUUCCAGUCAGAUAAAUUAC